Molecule: messenger RNA, 1571 nt
Organism: Paramecium sonneborni
Lineage: Eukaryota; Ciliophora; Oligohymenophorea; Peniculida; Parameciidae
Source: the annotation of a GenBank genome assembly
AUGAUUAACCCUAUAAUUAUUCAGGGAGUCUAUUAAUAUCGUAAUUAUUUGAAAAGGGAUACUUUUUAAAUAAAAAACACCGAAAAAGGAGAAUAAAUUUAUCAAACUAUGGAUGGGUCUAUUGUUUUUAUGUAAAUUAAAUAAUUUUAAAUUAAGAGAUUAAAAUUCUAGUAGCCACUAAUUCUAAGGAUCAAUUAGAAACAUAGAAUAAAUCAAGUAUUUGGCUUGGUUUUAGAAAAAUAAUUAGUUGAGUGAGAAAGAAAAAAAAUGGAUUGCUUUCUGGAAAGAUGAAAUAACUAACAUUGGAGGGUUAACUGAUGAAAAUAGCUUAAAAAUUGGAAAGUGGAUUGAGCCUUUUGAAAAUUAUUGCGAGUAAAUUUGGUUUUUAAAAUUUUAGAUAAUGUUUAGUUGUAAUGGCAGGUGAAUAUAAUUAAGGUAAAAAGUAAGGAAUAUGGGAAAUAUUUAUGGAAGGGUAAAUGAUGUAUUUUUUUUUACUAUCUAAGUGGAUUAGGACUUUAUAUUGAAGGAACUAAAAUUGGUAAACAAGUGGAAUUAUUCGAAAAUUUUUAGUUGUAUAACAUUUUAUUUAAACCUAAUAGAACUGCAUAAAUUAUUUUUAUUGGAGAUUACUUAUGUGGUUAAAAAUAAGGCUAAUGGGAUUAUCAUUAUAGAUAUUUGAAAAAUAAAAAAUUCUAAAUUAUGUAAUUGUGUACUAAAAUUAUAAGUGGCGGAGGUGAGUUUGAUAUAUUUGGUAGAAAAGUUGGAAAAUGGGUUGACCUAUUUGAGAAUUUUCGUUGGUAAGUUAAAAUUUCAAUCUAAGGGAAGCUUAAGUUUUGUGUAUUGGAGAAUAUAACUUUGGAAAAAAGAUAGGUAAAUGGGACUAUUCUUAUUCUGUUUACUAAAAUUAACCAUAUAUGAUUAUGUAAAAAAUAGAUGAAUUUAAAAGUGGUGGAGGUUAUUAUGAUUAAGAUGGAUUAAAAAGGGAUUUUUGGAUUGAACUAUUUGAAAAUUUUUAAGAGUAGGAUUUAUUUAUGAAAAAAAAAUAGAUAUUGUUAAGUGAUAAAAUUAGGCAAUUACAAACAUGGAAUAAAAUAAGGAAGAUGGGAUUUUAAGUUUCGAUGUUAUUCUGAUGAACCAUUUUAAAAUAUGUAAACUAAAGUUCACAUAUUAAAGUGGAGGGGGAGAGUAUAACUUAAAAGGAUAAAAAACUGGGGCUUGGAUAGAAUUGUUUGAGAAGUUUUAAAAGUAUUUCAAAAUGUAAAUUAAAAAGAAAAGCUCAAGUUAUUUACUCCGGAGAAUACAAAGAAGGAAUUAAAUGCGGAAGAUGGAAAAUAUAUUUCAAAAACUUUAUUCAAACAAGCUCCUAUAAAUAAAUGUAAGAGUUUUUUUUAAUAUUAAAGAGGAGGAGGUCGAUAUAUGGCAGGUAUUAAAUAAGAUAGAUGGAUAGAAAUUCAUGAUGAAUUUUCUGAGUAAAUAUUUUAAUUUAUUUUAGAUCACAAAAAAUUAUUGUUUAAAAAUUAUAUAAUAAAGUUGGAAUAUUAAAAGAUUCGAAAGAAUUUCGGUUACCUUGA